AAGAAAAGACUAUUGUAAUGUUCUUGUGUCUUCCCUCUAUCUUUCCUUUUCCCAGCAAUUCACGACUUCUUACCUAAAAUUCAUAAACCCUUCGAUAGCAAAAACCACAAAAAGAGCUACAAAAACAACCCCACACACCUCAGAAACCCACAUCCCAAGUCUCAACAUUCAUAAAUAUUUAAAAUCACAAAUAGAAAAACAAGAAAAGAAAUCAAAACCUUUUUCUGGGGUUUUAUAUUUCUCCAUAGAUUUUGAGGAGUAUUAUGUAUAGAUCUGGAGCUGUGAUGGCUUGGAAUGUCUUCAAAUUCUGUACGGCUCUCAGAGGGUUAGGCUCGAUCAUGAUCUUGUUGGUUCUUGGUGUUGUCGGUGUCUCUUAUUACGCCGUCGUUUUGUCCAUCUAUGGCCCUGCUUUGACUUCCGGUGGCCUUGAUUCACUCAUCGCACUUGUCGUCUUGAUCAUGUUUCAUAUCUUGUUGGUGAUGUUAUUAUGGAGUUAUUUCUCAGUGGUUUUCACGGACCCUGGUGGUGUUCCACCAAACUAUAGGCCAAUAGUUGAUGAGGAAAGAGGUGAAACGGAUCGUUUGACCGGAUCCGAAUUCAACCCGUUGACCACACCCGAUCCAACAAAUUCAAGAAUCCGUUAUUGUCGCAAGUGUAACCAAAUAAAACCACCUCGUUGUCAUCAUUGCUCUGUUUGUGGGAGGUGUGUGCUAAAAAUGGAUCAUCAUUGUGUGUGGGUUGUUAAUUGUGUUGGUGCACAAAACUACAAGUAUUUUCUACUUUUCUUGUUCUACACGAUUCUCGAGACAAGCCUUGUAACUUUAUCAUUGUUGCCAUAUUUCAUAGCAUUCUUUAGUGAUGGAGAGGUUGCGGGGUCCCCUAGCACUCUAGCUACAACUUUUCUCGCCUUUGUUUUAAACUUGGCUUUCGCUUUGAGUGUUCUCGGGUUUUUGAUUAUGCACAUUUCUCUAGUGGCGGGGAAUACUACGACAAUUGAGGCAUACGAGAAGAAGACUACUCCAAAAUGGCGAUAUGAUCUUGGGCGCAAGAGGAACUUUGAACAGGUUUUUGGGACUGUUCAGAAAUACUGGUUUAUUCCGACUUACAGUGAUGAAGACUUACGUAGAAUGCCCGCUCUUCAAGGUCUCGAGUAUCCCUCAAAACCCGAUCUCGACUCCCAAGAAUUCUAAACUAAAAAAAAAAAUCUUCAUUUAUAACGUAAACUCGGAAGCCAUAUAAACGUGAAAACAUGACACAACAGGUUGUAAAGUGUUUGACAUGUAUUGGACUGGGACUGAGAUUGGAACUGAUCAGGGUUUUAACCUUUGUAGCGGCGGUUUGAGGGAUAAAAUUGGAAGGAUUUUGUGGGGAGAUGAAGCGGAAUUUGGUAUUUUUAGACUAAUUGGGGUUUAUGGGGGGUUAUUGUAAGUUUAUGAGUAUGGUUUACACGGAAUGUAUAUUUGUAACGUUUUGAUGACUUGAUAUUCGUAAAUGGGGAACUAAUUUUCGUGAUCGUUUGGUA
Molecule: messenger RNA, 1522 nt
Organism: Lactuca sativa (garden lettuce)
Lineage: Eukaryota; Viridiplantae; Streptophyta; Magnoliopsida; Asterales; Asteraceae
Product: putative protein S-acyltransferase 14
Molecular function (GO): palmitoyltransferase activity
Source: RefSeq, a predicted model, not a curated record